Molecule: messenger RNA, 2238 nt
Organism: Peronospora farinosa
Lineage: Eukaryota; Oomycota; Peronosporomycetes; Peronosporales; Peronosporaceae
Source: the annotation of a GenBank genome assembly
AUGGGCUCCAAAUUGUCCAUAGGUCGAAACGUCACGCAGCGUCAGAGCUCGUUGAUGCGACUACAUAAGCGUAUACACACACUGUUGUAUGUAUGGAUACGCUUUUGGAUCUUCGCAACGGGCCUGGAGAAGCAUGAGGAGUUGGUAUGGCGUCUUGCACAGCAACUUAAGCACAGCGUGUACCGUACAGCAACUGAAAAGUAUGCAUUUUUCCAUCACCUGGUCAUAACACUUGUCGAGCUCUGGCUACGAACGCUGCAUGCGGUGUUAGUACCCGACGUGUUCACACGUUAUGUGUGUGCAACGUUUGUACUACAUAUUGUAUAUGAAUUACAGUCUAUUGUUCGCCAAGUAUUGGGCACUACGUGCCUAAAACUUACAGCAAAAGGACGAAGGACACUGAGACUCAGAUAUCAGUUGGAGAAUGCCAAGACAUUUCAUGAACGCCAGUCAAUUGCUGGAGAAUUGGAUAAACUUGAGGGUAAAGACAAAUGGCGUGAAGAUCCAGUGUCGGGGCUCUUUUUGUACGAACGAGUGAUGAAUAAGACACAAGUUUAUAAGAAACUAAAGCUUAAAAAUGAGGUUAUUAGACUUAUGUUCUCUCUAAGAGCGGGGUUACUGAGGAAACAUUGGGGACUAGGCAAUCCUCAAUUGUAUUCAGUUAGUAAAGUGGGAACAAAACACGUGAUUGAAGAGUAUUUGGACACAAUCGUACAGUCGAUGAACGUUGUGCUACGUGCAAAAGGAGCGGACGAAGACAAUGACGAGUUGUCUAUUGACAACAAGUUGGCAUUCUUUAGCGAGACACGUCAUGCUUAUGGUCGUUCGGCCUUGAUGCUUUCUGGUGGUGGAGCACAUGGAUUCUAUCACGCUGGCGUAAUCAAAGCUUUGGUGGAAAACAAUUUGCUGCCGAUUGUAAUUGCUGGAUCAUCGGCAGGGUCGAUCUUAGCUGGAGCUAUUGGUGUCCGUAAUGAUGAUGAAGUACUGGGCUUUUUGUCGGGAGAGUCUGUGAAUCUCAGUUUCUUGAGACCAAACAUUACGGAACAGGAUCGAGUUGCUUACAUACCAUCAUUCUUGCCCCCAAUUCAGAUGCUGUUUCCUAAAGGAGGUUUUGAGCUCGUGCGAGAUGCUUUUGUCUUGCUGAAUCGAUUUCUAGACAAGCACUUCUUAUUAGACACGAAAACGCUACGGGACUGUUUGCGCAGUUUAAUGGGUGACUACACCUUCAGAGAGGCCUAUGAUAGAACCGGUCGGAUCAUUAACGUCACAGUGACCCCGCUAAAUGCCGAUGACUAUCCUCAGUUGCUCAACUAUCUCACGGCUCCAAAUGUGAUUAUUUGGUCGGCGUCCCUAGCGUCUUGCGCGAUUCCAAACGUUUUCUGUCCUGUCGAGCUUCUGGCCAAGGACGAGAAAGGUAACAUCGUCCCUUACUAUCGCGAGGGGCUUAAGUGGAGUGAUGGUAGUGUCGAGUGCGAUCUGCCUAUGGAACGACUGUCAGAACUCUUCAACGUGAAUCACUUCAUCGUCAGCCAAGUCAACAUUCAUUACAAGAUUGUGUCAGGCCAUUCGGCGUUUGGAAACGAACAAACUGGUAGCCUCAUGAGCUUCCUUAAGAAGCAAAUGAAGGCGUACAUAAAAAAUAUUGCCGUGUUUGGGCUGAAAACCUCUGUGCUGAAGUUCCUUGGCAUCGGGCUAAUUCCUCUGAUAACCCAAAAAUACGAAGGCGAUAUCACCAUCUGCCCCACCGACAAGAUCCCCGCCACGACAUUGCUGCGAACAGUGCUGAGCAAUCCAUCACGUGAAACUUUUCCAGAUAUCUUGCUGGCUGGCGAGCGGGCGUGUUGGCCAGCAGUUGCACGGAUUCGUACCAUGUGCCGCGUAGAGUUUGCAUUAGAACGCGCAGUGCGGUACUUGCGUGGAGAGCAAGCUUUUGAAGACGAACGACGAAGCGGGCGGAAGGCAAUUGGCCGUGUGCCGUCUUUUUACACCUCACCAAGCUCUAUGAAUCUGUCGAAUUUGGAUCAGUCGCCCCCCGGCCCGCGAAGUUAUGCCUCACCACCAACUAGCGAAGGAAAGCGAUCUCGACAUCGAAGCCUUGACGACGGAGAGAUUAUAGAUGCCAUGAGUAGCCCUGUUACGAAUCAUAUGCGCCGAAACAGAUCCAUGAACAUCGCAGGGGCUGUUCUGUCCAUCGAUGCAGGUGCCAACGCUUCCGACUUGAAACACUGUAAUCGAUGA